AUGGCGGAUCUUCAUCAACAUCAGCAACCACCAAUGGCAAGAAAUCACCACGAAUCAUCACCAUCACCAUCAACAAGACAAACGGUGAGAUUCCUAACGGCAGCAACGAUCGGCAUGUCACUGCUUGUGCUCUCGGGAUUAACGCUCACCGGGACCGUGAUCGGUCUAAUCGUUGCGACGCCCUUGAUGGUUCUGUUUAGUCCUGUGCUUGUGCCUGCGGUGAUAACGCUAUGCCUUUUGACGGCGGGGUUCUUGUUUUCCGGUGGAUGUGGGGUGGCGGCAGCGACGGCUUUAUCGUGGAUCUAUAGGUACGCCACCGGAAAACAUCCCAUGGGAGCUGAUAAAGUGGAUUACGCGAGAAUGAUGAUCUCGGAGAAGGCUAAAGAGUUGGGACAUUAUGCUCAGACGCAAACUCACUAA
Messenger RNA from Eruca vesicaria subsp. sativa (arugula), 420 nucleotides. The record is from the annotation of a GenBank genome assembly. NCBI's taxonomy places the organism in Eukaryota, Viridiplantae, Streptophyta, Magnoliopsida, Brassicales, Brassicaceae.